GCGAAGAGCAAGAAUAAGAAAGCCAAGACCACAGUAUAUGAUGAACCGGACGAUGGAAAAUACAUUGUCAUAAUGAACCCCUUCGGGAUGAGGGCGGGCGCGCGAAAUGACAAAGAUCUGCAGAUACUUUCUGGUUGGCUGGGCGAAAUCUUUGGUCGCCGUAUCAGUGUAUCUGCUGUAUACACCAUGUCAACCAAGGAUUACAUUAUUGUCCAGCUCCCCAUGGAUUUAGAUGUUUUACCUAUAGUAGGCUGUCACAAGUGGACCGAGUUCCUGACGAAGUGGGAUAAUAGCGACAGUCCUGAGUCUUUAAUCUUCCAGUACAACUACAGGAAGAAAGGAGAUCCUGCUGAUAAUAAUUGGGUCAUACGGACCUCAAGGGAUGUAUCACCGCCUGACGGCAUUUUCGUCAAGCCGUAUCCAUCUCCAAGCUGGGCGGCAGUACCGCCGCAACUUAGCAACUACAAUAUGGUACUUCCCCUUCCUCCGCAUCUCAAGCGCCCAUCUACUCCGCCAGCAGAGGUGGCUCCCAAGCUUGAGAAUGAGCCUCAAGUCAAACCAGAAGUGAAAGCUGAGGUGGUCGAUGUAAAGCCAUUUGGGCCGAAGUUGGACCCAUAUGAAGCAGAAGAUUUAGCAUUGCAGUCUCUCCAAGCGGUAAAGAGCGAGCCGAUGGACAAUAUCAUGACAGAACCUUCUUAUCAUGAUUAUGCGCAAGAUAACAAGAGCGGGCAACCCUCUCUGGAACUACAGGAGGCAUUUGCUCGGUAUCAAGCGACUGAAAGUCAAGUAUUUUCCGCACAUUCUAUCAAGUCGGAGCCCUCCGAUCCACAGCAUCAGAGGUUAGCAAGGUCUGAAGGUGAAGGAUCCACUAUUGUUCCAGAUCCAGAAAAGGAACGAGUGAAGCUAGAGCGGGGAUUGCCGCACCACGCUAAUAUCAAGAUGGAGUCGAACGAACAGUCUGAACCUUCACAAAGAUUACGUGAAGCUUUUGCUCGAUAUCAAGCCGCACAAACCCAAGUAUCUUCCGUGGAUCACUCUGUCAAGUCAGAGCCAUUGGACCCUCGUCAAUAUCAGAGUGGGUCACAGUCAUUCGGGCGUCACCCUGAAAAUGCUUUGAAUAGGUCUGAAGAGUAUUCAUCACAGUCAGAAAAUAGUCAGUACAGCAAUGUCAUAGCCGGAAAAAUAGCAUACGAAGUCACUCGCGAUCCGAGACAAAGGACAAGACCUUCUCAUACCCUCCCUAAAAGGCCCUUUCCAACCUCUGAGGAUCGUAAUCACGAGCUGCCGAAGAAAGCCAAGACUGAAGGUGAUUCUUGAAAUAGGAUCUCACCCGCUUGUUCAACACCCACUCAUCUCGAGGCCACUGAUACCGUGUAUAGAAUAUGAUUAAAAGUGUAGUUUAUGACUGUAUUUUGUGAUCCUUGUACACGAGAUGGGAUACAAGUUCAAAGCAUUACUAUUGUGGCCUCCUACAAAGAAUUAAUUUGGUAGAUUUGCAAGCUCUAAUAAGUGACGGGGCAACCAUACAAACUCUACUACCGGAGUCGACAUGUAUCCAUUAUGUGCUGC
Heterobasidion irregulare TC 32-1 is the source of this 1569-nucleotide messenger RNA. RefSeq lists its product as uncharacterized. NCBI's taxonomy places the organism in Eukaryota, Fungi, Basidiomycota, Agaricomycetes, Russulales, Bondarzewiaceae. The record is from RefSeq and is a predicted model, not a curated record. The transcript has 15 exons. Bases 73 to 1317 code for a protein of 414 amino acids.